AUGAGCGAUAGGCCAUCCAUACCGCAGACCCUGUGGGACCUGCAGGUCCCGGUGUACAUCACGCACACCAGCGCGCCCAACACGCCCUUCGUGGCCGCCGUGCCGCGCUUCAGCUACCUGGCCCUGCUGCUGCCGCGCCUGUCGUCCUACUUCGGCCUGCCGUGCUCCAGCUUCCACCACGAGGACGUGCUACUGCGCAACCUGGCCGUCGGCCUGCUCGUCGACCUCUACCAGCCGACGCUGCCGUGGCGGUUGACCGUCGGGGAUGGCAUCAGCUGGGACAUCGGGGAUACCUUUCUGAAUAGCGCCAAGGAGGCGGAUUUUGUACGGAAUGGAAACGCGCAGCAGAUCAUGUCGCUAUCCAAGGAGAACACGACAGCGCUCUGGAAUGCCGUGCAAGACAACGAUUACUCAUCCUACAACAAGGUGAACUCACGCCUGCUCAACACCUCACGUGAGCUCAAGAACGUCCCGAUUCGCGUGUACAUCCCGCACUCAACCCACGACACGGCGGCAGCGGCGACCCAGGCCGGUUCGUUCAAGGUGGUGCAGUCCCUCGUGCAGCCACGCGCCAAAGAACGCACCCCGCAGACCCUCGGAGCGGCCCUUCGCCUCCUGCUUCCCCGCCUGUUCCCCAGCAGCCGCGACCCGGUGCUGGCGGACGUGAUCCUGCACGGCGCCCACGUGCCGUUCAUCGCGCCCAUCGAGGAGCUCAUGCGCGAGGCUGCGUACCCGGACGGCUGGCUGUGUCUUGUUGUGGUACCGCUCGAUGUGUAG
Molecule: messenger RNA, 777 nt
Organism: Anthostomella pinea
Lineage: Eukaryota; Fungi; Ascomycota; Sordariomycetes; Xylariales; Xylariaceae
Source: the annotation of a GenBank genome assembly